AAAAAAGGAAGCAUCGGUCGCUCAAACGCAAGCACAAAAACGGAUUUUGUCUUUGGAUUUCUUAGGCUGAGAUGGCAUCGGUGAGCGACUCGCGCUUUCUGCAGCAGCCCACUCAGAAGGAUGCAGCGGACCAAAACUUUGAUUACAUGUUCAAACUCCUCAUCAUCGGUAACAGCAGUGUGGGCAAAACCAGUUUCCUGUUCCGCUAUGCCGACGACUCUUUCACCCCAGCCUUCGUCAGCACUGUCGGCAUCGAUUUCAAGGUCAAAACGGUCUUUCGGAACAACAAGCGCAUCAAGCUACAGAUCUGGGACACGGCAGGACAAGAGCGCUACCGUACCAUCACUACAGCCUAUUACAGAGGAGCCAUGGGCUUCCUGCUCAUGUACGACAUCACGAACCACGACUCCUUUAAUGCGGUGCAAGACUGGGCUACCCAAAUUAAGACAUACUCAUGGGACAAUGCACAGGUAAUCCUUGUGGGAAACAAGUGCGACAUGGAGGACGACAGACUCAUUCCAACCGAAGACAGCCAGAGACUUGCUGAGGAACUAGGAUUCCAGUUUUUCGAAGCCAGCGCCAAAGACAACAUCAAUGUGAAGCAGGUGUUUGAGCGCUUGGUGGAUGUUAUCUGUGAGAAGAUGAAUCAAGCCAUGGAGGGAGAUGAUGGUGCACUCACCAACCACAAAGACCCCAACCUACAGGAGUCUCCCAUGGGACAGACCAGCUGUGCCUGCUAAGAGACCACCCCAUUCUUACCUAUGCUCCACCUUCUACACUGCACCCUUACCCCCAAUACCCAUCUCUGCACACUGGAUAAGGCAGCUUGGAGCCUGGAGCUAAACUCUGCAGACGCAGACAGAUGUUUGGUUUGGGAUACAGUUUUAGGCCUUCUUUAGUUUCAAGAGAAUUGUGAGCUCACUAUACACAAGAGGAGUCCGUGUUUCACGAAAUUACUGUUUCCACAAAACUAAUACACUGUAACUGCUUUCAUUUGUUAAAACAAGUUAUGACAUGGGAGUAGUCUACACAGCAGUCAGUAUGCAUUUUUGAUGAAUAUGUUCACCAAGUGAAUCUCCCCCAUGGAUUCACUUGGUGAAAAUGACAAAUGAGGACACAGCAAAUGGAAGGCAAGAGAUUCUUAAUUUCCUUUCAACUCGAACUGCAGGAGGUACCCCCCGCAACUCAUGAACAAAUUCAAACCACAAAACAUCUACACCAGGCCAAGAUAUGCAGCAGCUGGUAGAGGUUAGAGAUAAGCAUCUGCAUAGUCACUCCCAUGCAUUCCCCCAAGCCAUCCUUCCUCAGCCACCCAUCUCCCGGCCAGCUCCCCCACUCCCAGGUGAAUAUGCACCAGCUGUGGAGAACAGUGGUUUAGCAGUCUUCAGCUGUCAUUGCCACUGUGCUGACCAGUGUACUGUGACUGUCUGUGUUUAGCCUUAGACACUGCAAAUGCUUUGGUGUUCAGGUACACAUGCUAGUGCUAGAGAGUGUAAAUGGUUUAACUGUACACAAUGUAAGUCAAUAGGAAGUAACAGAAAAAUGAUUAGAUUUUUCACAUCAAAUAAUUUACUUGAUAAACAUAAUUUGAUGUGGAACAAAAUAUUUUCCUAAUUGGAAUGGUUUAAGUAUUUAUGCUCAAAUGCACAAGUUUUCCUAAUGGUAUAACUCAUAAUAGGCUAUGGUUACAUAACCGUUAAGUCACUGUUCUGAACCCAUUACUCUGACACUGUAACUUUUCUUGCUGUUCAACAUUUCUAAUCAAGCUCACUGCUGUAUUUAAUUCUAUUCACAGUGUACUUGUCUUGUUGAUUAAUUAUAAAAACCAAGUUCAGUAUAACAAACACUUUGGUAUGCUCUAACAUGACCAGAGGUCUGACCCUGUUUUGAGUGGGCAUGUUCUGUUUAGACCAACAGUGCAGUUGCCCUGUAGUGUCUAAGAGAGGUCUGUAUGCUAGAAGCUACUUGCUAAAGGUUACAUGUGAAAAUUGGGGUGGGAGGGGAUAAGACAAGGUCAUGUGUCAACCUCUUUGUUCUUGUAAAUCUCGGAGGGCCUCCCUUUCCUCUUCCUUCCAAUUUUCCACAUUUCUUACCACUGUUCUUUGACCUGUGUACAGCACAAUAGCACAGAGGCACAUGUUUCAAACUUUCAUUAAUGUGCAAAGCUGUAGUGUUCCUGGUUUGUGGGUUUUGCAUUCAGACACCUGAAUGCUCUCUGAAAUAUGCAUCCUGCAGUGUAAAUUGACCCAGCCUGUAGACAUCUUUACAUUUGUAUUGAACUCUUUUGGCUAGAGCAAGCUUAUCAGUUCAGAAAGAGGUACAGAUACAGCUAUAGCCUGUAGCAAAACAGAUCUGUGUUGUAUAGUGCUCCCUGAUUGUGAGGACACUUGUAUGGCCUAAAUUAAACCCCCAUUUCACCCUGGUCAGAGUGAUUAGACAGAAGCUAGAGAACACACGCAGUUCAGCCUCCACCCCUUUCCUUUUUGUCUGUGAUAUACAGUGCCAACUGUCUGCUUGGUUCAUUUGGCCUUUGGCUGGAUGUGUCUGAAUAUCCCAUGUACACUGUGUCAAAUAAAGCCCCUUCUGGUGCCCAUACAAGAUGUAAGAAACGUGAUCCACUUUUUUAACACUAGUCAUUUGGUCUUGUACCUUACCAGUUUGCACACUUUCUUUUCUCUUCAUGUAGUAACAUUCUUAGUACUGCUUAAAUAUAGUUGCAUACAUAAAGAAGCAGCAUGUAUUUUAUGCAGUGACUGUGUUUGCUCAUGUAAUCUGUAAGCACGGGUUGUCCGUGUAGUAUUGAAGGCUGUGUUGAAGAUUCUUUGUCUUAAUUGUGGUCUCCUAGUACGACACAACACGUGUUCUUGAAGCAUUGCAAUAACUGCUAGGAGUGUGCUGACGAGGAAACUACUGCAUGAGAGCACCUUUCUGACUCAUACUCAAAGUUUUAAACAAGACUGUUGUAUUUCUGGCCUGGAAUAUUUUAAAGAAAUAUAGAAUUAAAUGUAUGCACUGUUUACA
Messenger RNA from Electrophorus electricus (electric eel), 3021 nucleotides. It is a transcript of the gene rab3db, whose product is annotated as RAB3D, member RAS oncogene family, b. NCBI's taxonomy places the organism in Eukaryota, Metazoa, Chordata, Actinopteri, Gymnotiformes, Gymnotidae. The record is from RefSeq and is a predicted model, not a curated record. Gene Ontology annotation, molecular function: GTP binding; GTPase activity.